Molecule: messenger RNA, 7353 nt
Organism: Mercenaria mercenaria
Lineage: Eukaryota; Metazoa; Mollusca; Bivalvia; Venerida; Veneridae
Product: Na(+)/H(+) exchanger beta-like
Exons: 24
Coding region: 942-3911 (989 amino acids)
Biological process (GO): regulation of pH; sodium ion transport; proton transmembrane transport
Cellular component (GO): membrane
Molecular function (GO): sodium:proton antiporter activity
Source: RefSeq, a predicted model, not a curated record
CUUGAUAUUAUUGCGUUCGAACUUUAAUGAAUGAAGAAAUAUAUUGAUGUUUGUAAUAUAAAUCAUUCUGUUAAUAAUCGAUAUUCAAUAGAAUUAAACUACGUGCACAGUGGUUGAAUAUCUUAUGAACUUUAUAAACAUUAAGGUGGAUAAGUGGCAUAUUCUUGUUAUGUAAGAAAGUUAGAUACACGUGUGUGUUUGAUACAAUGAGUGAUAGCACGCUGUGAGUAUAGAUCUCUGCGAUAGAAACGAUCACACAACAUCACGACUGAUUGAUUGUUUGUGAUCAGUAGCGAAUUACCUUAGAUAUUUCGACGAGGAAAUUUACACUUGCUUAUAGGAAACAAGGUAAGAAAGUAAGAUGCACGUGUGUGUUUGAUACAAUGAGUGAUAGCACGCUAUGAGGAAAUAUCUCUGCGAUAGAAACAAUAAUACAACAUCACGAACUACUGAUUGUUUGUGAUCAGUAGCGAACUAUCUUAGAUAUUCGGACGAGGAAAUUUACACUUGCUGUAUAAUAGAAAACAGGUUUCAAACAGACAUCCGAUAUCGAUCCCUCAAUACAUCAUAUCGAGGACUCUAUUGGCAGCAGAAAAAAACUCAUUAGCGAGUUUUCUCCUUAACAGGGAUGAAUAUGUUUGCAGUGUCCACGUCCUGAACUAUCUGUAUUGCUUUGGCUUGAUAAUAUAUUGAAAACUUAAACCUUAGGAAAGAAAAAUCCGUUAAUUUGAAAUAUUGGUUUAUAUCGUUGCAGAAUGAAUUAUUCUGAAAGAAGAAAAUUGAAUUUAAGGUUGUCGUAAAUCAAAAUGAAAGGAUUUAUGUAUCUAAACAUUAAUUCAUUAUGUGAAAUGUGAGAAGCAAAACUCGCGAAUGUGCAAUGAAUUCGUAAUAGGAAAGAAAACUUCAGAGAAUAGUUCACGCGCACGAACUGUAAGAAAAGCAUGGAUAUAAAAAUGAAAUACAGGAUAUUGUUCGGAUUAGCUGUGAUAGUUUGUAUUCAGUGCAGUAUAAUAAAACCGUCGCAUUUUGGAGAGGAACAUGUAUACAGCUUAGAAAGACGUAGCACAAAAGAUGAUACGCAUGUUUCUACAGAUAAAAAUGGUCAGUCAGACACUUCGGAUGGUGAUAAUGGGCAUACUGGCAACGACACAGAGACUAACCACACUAAACAUCAUUCCAUGCAUGUGGCAAGCUGGCAAUUUGAUCGCGUGAAAUCCCCUUUCAUCAUCGCUGUUUUCUUAAUUUCAGCUGGAAUCGCAAAACUAGGAUUCCAUCAUGCCAAUUUUCUGUCAUCCAAAGUCCCUGAAUCUUGUUUGCUUAUUAUACUUGGAACAAUUGUUGGAGCAGUAUUAUACCUUACAUUACCUCAUGAUGACGAAAACCAGCCAACAAUGAGUUCAGACCUAUUUUUCCUGUAUCUGCUACCUCCGAUCAUUCUAGAGUCUGCAUACAGCCUACACGACAGAACUUUUUAUGACAACGUUGGAACAGUCAUGAUAUACGCAGUGUUAGGCACAGUACUGAAUUGUUUCUUAAUAGGUCCUUCUCUUUAUGGAAUAUACAAGAUCGGCGGAAUGGGAGAAACAACGUUUGAAAUAAACUUUGUACAGUGUCUGGUAUUCAGUGCAGUUAUUGUUGCGGUUGAUCCUGUGGCGGUUCUGGCGAUAUUCCAAGAAAUAGGUGUAAACAAUACGUUAUACUUCCUAGUAUUUGGUGAAUCGUUAUUUAAUGACGCUGUUACCGUUGUGCUUUAUAACACGAUGAAGACACUGAAUCUUAUGCCACAUAUUACAGCGGAUCAGGUGAUUAUAGGAGUGGUACAGUUUUUUGUUGUAAGUAUUGGAGGAUUAAUCGUCGGCGUUAUUUGGGGAGCUAUCACCGCUGUACUCACAAAAUACACAGAGCAUUGUAGAGUUGUUGAACCUUUAGCAGUAUUUGUAUUAGCAUACAUAUCGUAUCUUAUGGCAGAGAUGUUCCAUUUUUCUGGAAUCAUCAGCAUUAUUGGGUGUGGCCUGACCCAAGCACAAUAUGCAUUCCACAAUAUAUCUAGGAAAUCACACACAACGGUGAAAUACUUCAGUAAAAUGAUGAGUGCCACUUCAGAUUGUGUGAUAUUCAUGUUCCUUGGAAUAUCCUUGUUCAAGAAAGACGUCUUAACUCCGGAGCACUGGGACGUCGGCUUUAUAGCGUGGACAUUGUUCUUUUGUCUGUUAUACAGAUUCUUAGGUGUUUUUCUUCUGACAUUUAUCAUCAAUAGAGGAAAACGUAUGAGGAAGAUUGAUAUGGAGGAGCAGUUUAUUAUGGCCUACGGAGGUUUACGAGGCGCGGUGGCAUUCUCGCUUAUUGGUGUCUUAAGCAAAGACAAUCUUCCAAAAGGCGUAUUCCUCACAACGACAUUGGUAGUCAUAUUUUUCACAGUCUUUGUACAGGGUAGUACAAUCAAACCACUUGUGAAACUUUUACGUGUAAAGAUGGAAGACUCACAGAAAUUGCAGCUGUAUGAGGAAAUAACAAGUCACGUGACUGAUCAUGUAUUGGCAGGAAUAGAAGAGAUAACUGGUCAGAGGGGCGAACAUUAUUUCAGGGAGAUGUUAGAAUACUACAAUUCAAAGUAUAUUAAAAAUUGGUUACAACGAAAUCCAAUUAGCCAGGACGAAAAGAUUAUGCAAUACUUUGAAAAACUGGCUUUAGAGCAGCAUUUUGAGCAACUAGCUGGCUGCAAAAUGAUCAUAGAGAAAUAUGGAAGCGAUACAAAUCUAACCGAAGAUAUGGAACUUGAACCAGAAGAAAUAGAAGGAGAAAGUGAAGUUGGCUCAAUUGGAGAUGACAUAGUAUUGCCAAUUGGCUCUGUACAUUCCAGUUCUGAAGAUAUUGGCUCCGAGCUGGACAAUGAGCUCAUACGAAGACAAGCGGUAUCAAGGCGUCGGCGAGCACUCCUACCUGUUCCCUUAACGAAAGAUUUAGAAUCCAGAUUAAACGAUAAUCCAACUGCUCUAGAUAUCCGUAAAAUCAUGCUACCUUCUAGACAACAGUUAAAUUACAAAAAACUUGACGUUAAUUUAACACACGAUGACAGUGAAAAUGAUUUGCUCAAAUAUUUACAAAGCAAACAGCUGCGAACAAGACGAGUGUCACAAGCCCUUUGGAAUCAGCCUAUCAGCGAAACACCUGAAAUACCGGAAGCGAGUAGAACGCGUAGACGGAGUGUUGCGCCAGUAGCGUUAAAUAACUACCGGCGUCGUUUAAGUUUAGCCGCGCCAGAUCCAUCGAGUGAAGGUGCAAGACGGCGUGGAAUAAGCUCCGGGAAUGUCCUGAAAGGACUAGAUUCGCCUGCUAGACGAAGACUGCGUUUUAAACGAGGGGCGCAUUCUCUUGCUUCAGAUGACUUGAGUGAAUCUCAAAAUCUCUUUCCUUUGACUGAAAGUAUUAGGGAAGAUGAAGAGAGUAAUGGGGAAAGCGAUAAGAAAUCUGACAAAACGGAUGAGUCAGCAAAAGCUCAAAAUAAUAUCAAUAAAGGUGCUUUAACAAAUCUGUUCAGUGGUAGAAGUAAACAUGGCUCAUUGAAACGUUCACAAACACAAACGGAUGACUCGAAGUCGUCACCUAGUGGCAGCUUGAGGAAAGGUGGUUCUUUUAAAGGACAGGCAAGUAAACCCGGCCCCAUAAAGGGCUACAGAAGUCCAACUCAGGGGUCAAAACACUCUGAUAGAGGUAUUAAAUUUGUUUCCCCGAAACAUAGCCCAAGUCUCGCAAAAAGAAAACCAGUUUUAAGGUCGCAUUCAGCGUUUGCUGAGAUCGAUGAGGAUAAAGAAGAAGAAACUUCUCCCAAAACAAGUAGUAUGCGAAAAAAUCUGUCUUACAGUAAGGCUAUAUCUUCAGAUAUAUCUGAAACAAAAGACGAAAAGGAAUAAAUAGCUGGAUGUUUAUUUCAGAAUAAUUAAUUACUGCUUGUAGAAUCAGUUGACUUUUUGUCAGACCGAAUGUUUGAUUUUUUUAUCAGAGAUAUUUACUGCGUAGAUUAUUUUGCACGGUUUGAUGGCAGGCAAUUCUUAAGCGUGUUAGAAAAAACAUUCAGUUUGAAACACCUAGUUUCAGGUUUAACCGUUUACGCAGAAAAGCAGUUAUCAAUUUGAUAAAUUUAAGCAGGUGUAUGUACUGUUGGUCCAAAACUGUGGAAUGAACUGCCGUUAGCAUUACGCAAAAUUAUUUCACUUGAUACAUUCAAACAAAAUCGUAAGACACUGUAUUUUAGAGACUUUAUGGCAUUGUUUUAAAUUUUUUGAUAAUUGUCUUAAAUGCGAUAACAGCAGGCGUUAGGUUUUAAAUUUUUGUGCGUUUUUACAUAUUAUCAUUUAUAUUUUUAAGGCUUGUUUAUUUAAAUGUACAACGCCAUUGAAUAUAUCAUUAAUCAGUUUCAUUUUCAAUUUCAAGUAGGUUACAGCUAAAGCAUAAUAAGUUACUUAUACAGUCUCUGUAAAGUUGCACUAAGGCGGCUUCAGUCUUAAUCAAAUUACCUGAAAAGAGACUGAAUCAAUCAUGACAUUCAGCAUUUUGUAUAAAAAACAAGAUCUCUACUACAAAUGCGAUUACUCAAACAAUUCCCCAGGAUAGUUUUGUUUAGAAUGUCAAGUUGGGUUUAUAAACCUUAGAUGCUGUCAGGGCUUGACCUGUUCUGUUAGACACGGAAAAGUCAUUACAGUAACUGCACUAACUGCACGUUUACCUUUCUGUUGGAAUAUAGCGCAUGGUUACUUUACAACUUAUAAACCUAUAUAUUUUAAAUUCCUAGUUUUUUUCUAACAGUCCUGUUAUCAUAUAAAAUUAUAAUAAAUGAUUUUGUCAAUUUUAUUUUGCUUCACGAGUUUCAAUUUUUCGUUUCAGAAUAACAUAUUGCAUGCAUCUGCAUCAUUAGAAGCUGUCAGUUCUGAAGACUCGCACGAAACAUCAACAGUUUGAUAAAUGCCAGCAAAUACUAGAUACAUUGCAUUGUAUGCCCAGAUACGUGAGCUAGCCCUCUGCUUUUUCAGUGCCAUCGCAUGUGAGAUUCAGCAAAAAAGACACCAAGCAUGGCUUCUUAUCCAUCCCCACCGAAAGAUUCUCGAAGCAUAGAUAGUUCGCGCCUUUGCUUAUUAUAUGCAAAUCAAUGAAAGGGUUACACAGGAUUUACAUACGAAAAGUGCCUCUGAACUUCCAAACGAUUGAAAGUUAGUAAAGUUAUUUAAUAUGAAUCAGGAAAAUCUUAGUUACAGUAAAAUAAAUCGUUUUUUAUGUAAAAAGAGGUGUGGUCAGUUUCGCCAUGUUUUAUUAUUUCAGCUAUCAUUGAUAAAAGAAAAUCAAUUUACUUUAGACAUUGCAUUUAGAAAUUUCUGAAAGGAGAGGAGACAAGUUAUUUCACAUUUUGUCAUUACAUUUUGAAACUUUGGAAAAAGGAGGGGCCAUUUUCUGAUGUAAAUCCUUCAAACCCAUUUACCUGCUUUGGUUUGGAAGCGAGCGUGUAAAUUGAGUAUUUGUGUUGCUUGAGAAAUCAAAUCAUUAUUAAGUAAUAUUUGAUAUUAAUAUGAAACAAGUAAAAUUUUGUUUACACAAAUUAAAACACGUUACACAACAAUUCCGUUCAAUUCUUUUCAAAAACUUAUAUAUUUUUAUAUACAAUAUAUGAUAGAAAUCCGUUGGCAAUGACAACACUACAUACAUAUGGCGAUCGUCUUGAUACAAUUUGAACGUUGUUCACUUUUACAAAAUGUACAUUGUAAGCUUACAUCAAUAACAAUGGCAGUUCGCCUAGAAGCAUGAUUUGUGGAUAUAAGUCAUUGACAGAAGGUUGUUCAACCACUUAAAAUCAUUUAUUGCAGAAACAGGCUUUCCUUGUUCGCACUAAUUGAUAUUGCGGCAUUAUUAGAGAAUUCCUGUCACAAACAGUACUAAUUUAAAUAUGAAUCAUUUUGAAUAGGGAUAAUGUUAUCAUUUCGCAUGAUUGCUAAAUUAACUUCUGACAACAAUUUUCUAAUAGUUUUGACAAUUAGACAAUUCAUGGAGUCUUACAGAUUAGUUUCGGUGUGUACAAUGGGGUGAUGUUAAUAGUGUAUACAGUUGCAAGACAGUCAAGUCAGUGCUCUCAGACCAUGUGUAAACUUCGGUCCAAGUACAUUAGCUUUACAGUAUUGUAAAUGUGCCUCCGAUAAAUAAUACACUACACUACGAAUAUCACCCACACUACACUUCAUAACAAACCUUAAUCCAAGAUCUCGUGCAUUAACCGUACGACUGAUUUCAAAGCAUGGCGCUACACUGUACGCACAGUUUCUAUUUUCAAUGUCGACAUAUAUUUAGGUUAUAUUUUGUUUUGGGGUUCUAUCUGGGUUUAGAACAGUUUUUCAACAUUAUUUCAGUUAUGCAACGGCUGGUAGUUAACAUAACCAGUGUUCAAGGAGUAGUACUUGUACUGCCUUGUUCUCCACACUAAUAACAUGUGGUGACGAAUUCAAUACCAUUUCAUCAAGUAGUCAGGAAGAACAUACGCCUCACCAUAUGAUCGAAAUCACGACUGGAAUCGACAUACGGAAACGAAUAUCAUUUUAUUUAAUUCAAGGCAAACUAUGAGUUAAUUUAUUAAAACGGAAUCGUUACUAUCUUCUUAAAGACAACAUAUGAAAAUAAAAGAUGUUUAUGCGUCGGGCAAUUCAAAUAAGGGGUUUAAACAAGUUAAGCGGUUCUCUUUAAUCAGGAUCAAAUAUUCCAGAAACAAGCACAUAGACCUGUCCAUUUUAUUCCAUUCUCUUAUACACCAUAUUAGACGCUUCAAUAAUAUAAUCACUGUUGAAAGAGUUAUGUUCCAGAAAAUGCCAUCAAUAUUUUAUUAACCUAUAGACUUCCGUUAUAAAAACGCGCGUUGACCAGAGUUUUCAUAUCUCACCAACACACCUGGGUUUUUUAUUUGCAUUAAUUUUCUAUGUAUCAAUCAUUUCUUAUUAUUGAAAGAUUUACCUGAAGGUACACCACAUGUAUUGUAUUCUUUUAUUUCAUUUUAAUGGGCUCAAGUUGCUUUCAAAAAGAUCGUAUUUAUAAAUAAUUUGUUUGUUAAUUUUGAUUGCUUAUUUUAGUAAGCUUGAUUGUAUAAAACGCAUUGAAACUGUGUUUGAUAUAUUAGUAAAUACGAAUAAAUUGUGAAAAUUGUAUAAUAAUAUUUUAUAUUUCACCACGUAAUGUUUGAUCUUAAAAUAUUUAUCAUUGUGUUUUUUGUUUUGAUAUUACAUAUAGUAAACGGUGGACUGUGAUAAUUGUUCUUGAAUUUAAGCUAUGACUUGCAUUCGUUUGAAAAGUUUAAAAGUUUAAAUAAAAAUGACAUAAGUUAAA